Messenger RNA from Vigna unguiculata (cowpea), 1269 nucleotides. Its product is annotated as B3 domain-containing protein Os11g0197600-like. Gene Ontology annotation, molecular function: DNA binding. Lineage: Eukaryota; Viridiplantae; Streptophyta; Magnoliopsida; Fabales; Fabaceae. The record is from RefSeq and is a predicted model, not a curated record.
UUUCUGUUCCUCUCUCUCUAUGCAUGUCUUCUAACAUGGAAUGUACAUGUUUUUUCUUAUUUUCAUGAACAUGUACUACUUCUUACUGUUAUAAGAUUUCUGGGUAGAUUAUAUAUAUACCUUUACUAUUUCAAUUUUGUGUUUUGAUCUCUGUUCUUCUGUCAAACUAUGACAAUGAGAGACUUUUCAUUUUAUCAAAAAGCUUUAAUCGUACAAGGAAAUAACAGGGAGAUGUGGCAGAUGGAUUAUUAUCGGGGCAAUCCAGUGUUCUUCGUUAUCAUCAACAACACCAAAUUACAGAAAGUUCCAGAGGGGUUUCUGAAGCAUUUGAAUGAAGACUUUCAAAAUGCAGUUUUUAUUGGUCCUUCUGGUGAUAAUUGGCAAGUAACUAUUCUGAAGAAAGGAAAUAACAUUUAUAUGCACAAUGGUUGGCCACAGUUUCUCACAGACAACUCAGUGAUGCUUGAUGAUUUCUUGCUUUUUACAUAUCAUGGAGGGAACUGCUUCCAUGUUCAGAUUUUUGGUAAGAAUGGAUUGGAGAGACUAGGUUUCAAACAGAGAAGACAAGACCAGGUUCUGAUCCCAAGUUUGGUGAGGACAAAGAAGAACACACACAGAAGAACUUUUUCCAGUUCAUUCCUCCACCAAGCCAAGUCUUAUAGAAAAGGUCUGUCUUUCGGCAACAGCAGAAGAUUCUCAUUUUCUAAGAACUUUCCAAAGCUCAAGAGUUCAGUUAAAAUUGAGAGUUCAGAAGCAUGCUACUUAGCAGAUUCUUUUACCUCUCGCAAUCCUCACUGGAAACACCUCAUGACUAAAUGCAAUGUAGAAGAUCACUGCACAUUGCCAAUUGCUACUGAGUUUGCCAGGAAGCAUAUUCCUGAGACAGUGAAACAGAUAAUUCUUUGGAACACAGAAGGAAAAUUUUGGGAGGUGGUAGUGACUUGGUUUGGAUGUCAAAAUAAGAGGUAUACUCGAUUUACAACAGGAUGGGGAAGAUUCGUUCGUGAUAACAGACUUAUGAGGGGUGACACUUGCAUAUUUGAACUUGAAGAUCAAAACCAUUUGAGUGUUCACAUAUUCAGAACAGGAUUUUAUUCCCCAAAAUUGUUUUAAGAAUGAGUUUGAAUUACUAGGUUUGAUUUAUGUUAUGUUAUAGAUACACAAGUUUGCUGAGAUGAGACUGAUAUAGUGUCAUAAACAAUGUUAAAUCUUAGACAUUAUUAUUCAUCUAUAGUAUAAUAAUUUCAUUAUAAUGUAUUAGAAGGCGAA